CCCGAUUUUUGCCUUUCCCAGCAUCUCGGCAAAAGAUUGGUUACUAAAUCUGGACCACUCCGAAUCUAGUGUUUCUUUAGAGCACUAUCGCAAGUUUGAGAGGCAUGUUCUACCUGCCGUAAAAAGUGGGGAUGAAGCCCAGAGGCAAGAGCGAUGGAUGUGAUGAACCGGGCUGUUGGGACUUACUUGACCGGGAUGAUUCAUGUGCUAUGUGACUUGGGGUCGUGUUUCGCCCGCUGAGAUGUAGGUCACGCCGUCCAUACUCUUCUACGAUGCAAGCCGAACUCAAGCAGAGCAUUGAGGACAAAACGAGGGCACUGAGCCGUGCUCUGGAUGAACUACAAGAGAGCAAAGGGACACGAGAAAAUGUGACGAAAGCUUUGCUUGAGUUGAUCAAGGUGGUCUGUCCUGUGCCACAGCAAUCAGAGUCUGGCAAGCAAAGUCCAACACCACUGCGGCAGAUUGUACGGUACAUUGCAAGCCUACUACAGCCCACCCAUGAUGAUCAGCAGGCAUUCUACCAUGCGACCCCGGAAUAUCAAAUUACUAGAAUCUCUCUAUCGCAGUCACCCGUCACUUCGAACGAAUGUAUUAUCCACGAAACAGCAGUUGACCUUGUCGAUUCUUCGGUCCAAGCGGGAAAUAUACAGCCCAGUCCUCUUGAAACAGGCCUAAUGGAUGUUGUGAUUUCUGAGGAAGACCUUGCGGCAAUCUUUGCGACAGAACUUCUGCCAGAUCAUAUGCCAGGUGAUGAUAUGUCUCCCCCUCUUCACGGAUUUGGGGAUCAGUAUGGGGAGAGUUUGGAAACUCUAUUGGCUAUGGUUCCCAACAUUGAAAAUUCGACAACCCAUAAGACGGUUCGUGACUCACCUGCAACAACUGAUGAUGCUCUAUUUGUGCCUCAGUCAAACGCUGCAAUGGAUUUCUACACACAGCCGCAAGUGUCUCCCGAAAUUGAUAUUUGGAAGGACUUGAUGGCCGAGCCAAAUUCAAUACUGAAUUGUCGUGAGACUCAAGAAAGACAUAGAACACCAUUUGGCGAUGAGUCCCGCGUCUCUACACCUCCCUAUGCGUCAUUGUCACCACACAGUUUCGUCCUCAAUCCUACUACUUUGAGUGACAUAUUUUCUCUUGAUCAUUCUGUUUCUAGCCCUCCUACGUCGGCUACGUUGGCAAGAAAUCUAGAAGACUUUGCUUUGGACCUAGAGAAAGCGGGUCUCGACUGUCAGUCGAUAGAAACGAUCUGUCCGUCUUCCCGGUUCCAAUGCUCGUGGGCGAGUUAUGAUGGGCGCUUUGUCCAACGCUUGCUAAAAGAACUCACGACUAGUGACCAAGCAGCCGGAGCAGCCACUUUGGAAUAUUUUGCACGCAAGCUCACUGCGGUCAACACUGCAUCGGACACAUGGAUCGGUAGAUUAACCGAUCUUAAGGAGCUCCAACAGUGCCCACAACGUCUCUUGUUGAUGAGUGGAGAAGACGAAGAUUGCUCCCUUGUUGAAAUACAGCAAAUGUAUGGCAAGAUAAUUCAUUAUCUGUGCCGAGAAAGUGUGCUUGCCAACGAGCAUGAUACCUGUACCCUAUGUGCGCAGAUCAGGAUGCACAUUACCCAGAUCUUACAGCAGCAAGGACGAACGAAUGCGGAGUGGGAUUUUCAAAGUCAGGUAAUCGAAUCAGUGUGCGAUACAUCUGGGUUAAUCUGGAUCACCCGCCGGCGAGUGAGCUGGGCGAACGUCAAAGAGUCGGUGCCCCCUGGCUAUCGUCUCGAUCUUGCCCGCGAGGUUCUGCACGAUUUUAAAGCAGCGCAGAGCACCAAUGGAUUACUUCGAGCGGGAAUAUUCGGGACGUUGCCUACAACUGAGGAAGACACCACAAUGUCUGUUGAGACAUUUUGGACGAACUUUGGGUUUCGCCAUGGGUAUGAAUCCAGACUCUGGGAUAGGAUCCGCGAUGUGGCAACACGUACAACUGAAAAGGACCACAUGCCCAUGGGCAUUACGCGCGCGAGUGAACUGGUGCAGCUCGCUAUUAAUAUCGGUUCUCCGGACGUUCUUAUAUCGUUGAAAGAGUGUAUGCGGCAGAUCCGGGGACAACUCAUACACAAGGACACUAAUCUUCCGGAGACCCCUUGGGGUACCUUUGAUGCAUAUCGACUGCAUCAAAGGAAUCAAACAUUAUCUGCUAUAGGGCUUCGUCUCAGUACUUGGAAGUUACAGCAGUUGAGAAAGGAACAUUCUGGCAAUCUAGAGAGUGUUGUGGACCUGAUACUCGAAGGAAAGCCAUCGUCCGUCCCAGUAAGCCGCGACGAGGUAAUGGAGGCAUUGAAAGGGAGAAAAAAAGCAAGCUACUGGAGUCACUUGGUUGACUAUGUUGGGAAUCAUGAUCCAAAUAUCCUGUGUCUUCUUCCACGUUUUGUCAGUAUUGGGCCCCCCCGCUGGCAUCGACGACUGAAUGCCACCAGUUACAGAGAUUUGUCAGUGCGUGAAUGCAAAAUUUUGGGUGAGAUAUACACUGAUUUCCGAUCACAAAUUCUUCGUUCCGCCGACAAAAGCCUCUGCCAAGACCUUCUCUACAUGAAAGACCCUGGAGGCCUAUACCGCAUCGAAGAUCUAAGCUACGAAUCCAUCACACAACAGCAGCUGUCAUCCGACUUUUACGUUGGAAUCUUGCAAAAAUUUCCCAUCCCUGAAUCAUAAACGACUUAGCAACUUAUGCUGACACAGAACUGCCCCAUUCCUCUAUUUGAGACUGGGUCAAAAGGGAAGCCUUUGUUCUGGUAUUCCUGAAGUGCGCAGAGUAGACUCAGGACUAUGCAGACAUUGUAUAUAUUGAAUACUACUUUGUCAAUACGCA
Messenger RNA from Aspergillus saccharolyticus JOP 1030-1, 2850 nucleotides. RefSeq lists its product as uncharacterized. The record is from RefSeq and is a predicted model, not a curated record. The coding region runs from base 273 to 2693 and encodes 806 amino acids. NCBI's taxonomy places the organism in Eukaryota, Fungi, Ascomycota, Eurotiomycetes, Eurotiales, Aspergillaceae. The transcript has 4 exons.